ACCACCACGCUCCUUACCUAUAUACCCAAAUUGAAUCUACUAUUCAUUUUCAUUGCGCCUUCCCUAUUUGCGCAAAUCUAACUCUUCGGAAUUCUUAGCUGAAGUCCGCCAUUCGCCCACCAUGUCCAAGCUCUCCCUAACCCUCAAGUCGCUCAUCAACGCCGCACAUUCGCGCCCCGGCCCCGUCCCAGCACCCCCACGUAUCCAAGCAAUCUACAGUAAAAUAGAAAAAGAAGCCACAGACCGGAAACUCGGCCGCCCAUCAUGGCUCGGCAUCUCCACAGCAGCGACAAUGACGAUGAACUCGCCAGAGGCAAUGGUAACGCUAUACAACACAUUCAGUAAAUCGAAGUCAGAAAGCGAAGGAGUAGCAAUAGCAGAAUUUAUGCGCGAGAUCGGGUUGAAGUGUAUAGGUUUCAAUGGCAUCCCCCGCACAAUCAACAUGCUCAACGCCUUCCGCGCCGAACUCCCCUCCUCAAUCGCUGCCAACCUAAACACCAAACCAACGCGCUUCCCCUCUCCCUCCAACGUCGAGCAAAUAAACGCCCGCGGCCGCGCCUUAUGGAACGCCAUAUACCGCCCCCUCGAAACAAAGCUCGAACAUAAACUAGGCGAUGCACACCCCGAUCUACCCGUCUUCAUCAUAAACAGCGAGUACGGGGGUCUCUUCACCGAUCCGCCGCGCAAAGAAGGCGCAACUGUCGGCCGCAUCACGACGAGCUUGAUUGCGAUUACUUGUUUGAGGGCGCAGCAGGGUGUGGGACCGCAGGUUUUGAGUCAUGUGUUUGGGUUGAGGAAGGCGUGGGAGGAUGGCACGUGGAAGGAGGAGCCCGAGGCUGGGAGUGAGGAGGGCAUUAAGUGGCUGGUUAGUGAUGAGGGGUGUACGUGGGUGUUGGAGAAGGUAGAUGAGCUUGUUGAGGCGCUUGGGGGUGGGCAUGGGAGUACGUUUGCGCCUGUGAAGGCGAAGUUGUAG
Messenger RNA from Pyrenophora tritici-repentis Pt-1C-BFP, 973 nucleotides. RefSeq names its product DUF605 multi-domain protein. NCBI's taxonomy places the organism in Eukaryota, Fungi, Ascomycota, Dothideomycetes, Pleosporales, Pleosporaceae. The record is from RefSeq and is a predicted model, not a curated record.